AUGCACAUCUCACAGAAACUCGCUCAGGCGAAGCGCGAGGGGAAGCCGACCUUCUCCUUCGAAUUCUUCCCCCCCAAGACAGCCCAGGGUGUUCAAAACCUCUAUGACCGCAUGGACCGCAUGCAUAGCUUCGGUCCCCAAUUCAUCGACCUCACCUGGGGCGCCGGCGGCCGCCACUCCAAGCUGACCUGCGAAAUGGUCAAGGUCGCCCAGUCCGUGUACGGCCUCGAAACCUGCAUGCACCUUACCUGUACCGAUAUGGAAAAGUCCAAGCUCGACGAUGCCCUCAAGGAGGCGUACCAGGCCGGCUGCACAAACAUCCUAGCUCUGAGGGGAGACCCGCCGCGUGAGAGGGAGAAGUGGGAGGCUACCGCUGGCGGCUUCCGCUAUGCAAAGGACCUUGUCGUCUACAUCAAGGAGAAAUACGGAAACCACUUCGACAUUGGCGUGGCCGGAUACUCGGAAGGCUGCGAUGACAACGACAAUGUCGACGAGCUCAUCGACCACCUCAAGGAAAAAGUUGACGCCGGAGCUACCUUCGUCGUAACGCAAAUGUUCUAUGACACGGACAUUUUCCUCGAGUGGGUCAGAAAGGUCCGCGCAAAAGGCAUCGACGUUCCCAUCAUUCCCGGCAUCAUGCCCAUCCACACCCAUGCCGCCUUUCUCCGGAGAGCGCAAUGGACAAGAUGUCACAUUCCCAAGCACUGGGAAGAGGCCCUCGAGCCCAUUAAGAACGACGACGUCGAAGUCCGAGAAGUUGGCAAAACCUUGGUGGCUGACAUGUGUCGGAGGCUCAUUGAAGCCGGUAUUACCCAUCUGCACUUCUACACGAUGAACCUCGCUCAAGCCACGCGCAUGGUUCUCGAAGAACUCGAGCUCCUGCCAGACGUUGAAUCGCCACUAGAGAAGCCCCUGCCUUGGCGACCCUCCCUGGCGCUCAACCGACGCGACGAGAACGUGCGCCCCAUCUUCUGGCGCAACCGCAACCGGUCUUACAUUGCACGCACUCAAGACUGGGACGAAUUCCCCAACGGCCGCUGGGGUGAUUCCCGCUCUCCUGCUUUCGGCGAGUUGGACUCGUAUGGUAUCGGUCUCAAGGGCACCAAUGAGCAGAACAUCAAGCUAUGGGGCACUCCACUCUCCAUCCGAGACCUUUCCAAUCUGUUUGUGCGCUACAUGGAGGGGAAAAUCGAGUCACUGCCCUGGAGUGAGCAGGCCAUUACCAUGGAAGCGUCGUCUAUUCAGAAGGAUCUCAUCGACCUGAACCGACGCGGUUUCCUGACCAUCAACUCCCAGCCUGCCGUCAACGGUAUCAAGUCAUCAGACCCUGUAUUUGGCUGGGGCCCACGCAACGGUUAUGUCUACCAAAAGGCGUACCUUGAGGUCUUUGUCUCACCAGCGUACAUCGCUGAGGUCAUUACACGUCUCGAGCGCGACCCUGAGUUCACCUACUACGCCGUGAACAAGGACGGCGACCUCAAAACCAACGCUCCCAAUGAGGGUCCAAACGCUGUUACGUGGGGUGUGUUCCCGGGUAAGGAGAUUGUGCAACCCACGAUUGUCGAAACAGUCAGUUUCCUCGCCUGGAAGGAUGAGUUUUACCGGCUUGGCCAGCAAUGGGCAAACUGCCAUGCAGGUGUCAGCCCAUCACGCUAUGUCAUCCAGGAUGUUAUAGACACGUGGUACCUGCUCAACAUUGUGCACAACGAUUUCCACGCUACUCGUGGCAUCUUCCCCAUUUUCGAUGGCCUAGAGGUCAAGGACAUGGACAAGCCACUACACGUCCCAUCUGCUGACCUUCCUAACGCAAAUGGCGGUGAAACUAAUGGCACAAGUCACACUAACGGGACCAACGGUGAGCAGACUGUUCCUCGCAAAGAGGAGAAGCCAACUCUUAUCGAGACCGCCAAAGCAGCUGCGGUAGAAGUGACCAAUGGCAUGAGGGACAUUGUUGUCUCCAACUGA
Messenger RNA from Exserohilum turcica Et28A, 1965 nucleotides. RefSeq lists its product as uncharacterized. Gene Ontology annotation, molecular function: FAD binding; methylenetetrahydrofolate reductase [NAD(P)H] activity. The record is from RefSeq and is a predicted model, not a curated record. The transcript has 4 exons. The coding region runs from base 1 to 1965 and encodes 654 amino acids. Gene Ontology annotation, biological process: tetrahydrofolate interconversion. NCBI's taxonomy places the organism in Eukaryota, Fungi, Ascomycota, Dothideomycetes, Pleosporales, Pleosporaceae. Gene Ontology annotation, cellular component: cytosol.